AUGUUUCAAUCGCUUCAAUAUCAGGCCAGUAUUAGAGCACCUAGAUGGAUUUUCAAAAAUUACUAGAUUUUAGGUGAUUUUCCAGUGGUGCUCAAAUUGCCCCAUUGGCCAAAUUACCCCGACUACCCCUACUAGUGAGCAACACGGUAAAUGCUAGGUAUGCUGCGCAAUUCAGAUCCCAUUGUGAUCCACUAGCCUCUGCCCAGCAACUCCUAUCCCUACCUCCACGCGGUACCGGCCGGAAACUAUGAGCAACCUUAGGGAAGAUCGAGUAACCAACCCCGGUGGCAACUUAGGCCGUAGGCUGACAGGGAAGGGGGGUUUGCUUCGGUAAACCUGAGCGUCUGUUCUCCAGGAGGUGCGGCUCACAACAGGGUCUGAUCCCCGUGUUAGGGGCGGCUGAUCUACGCCCGAGUGUCAGGGAAGGACUCUAAGCUCAACUGUGCACUAUGGUCCUCCGGAAAGUAGGGGGUUGGUGUCAGGUCCUACGAGCCAGCCGUAAAAAAACCAUUGUAACGGAAAAUCAGCAACAGAAUAAUACGAACCGAGACCAAUGGCAACGACCCCAGCGAACAAAAAGGACUUGCGAUUGGAAACUCGGUACGUGGAACUGCCGAUCUCUCAACUUCAUUGGGAGCAUCCGCAUGCUCGCCGAUCUACUGAAGGACCGCGGGUUCGGCAUCGUAGCGCUGCAGGAGGUGUGUUGGACAGGAUCCAUGGUACGAACGUUUAGAGGUAAUCAUACCAUCUACCGGAGCUGCGGCAACACACGCGAGCUGGGAACAGCUUUCAUCGUGAUGGGUGAUAUGCAGAGGUGCGUGAUCGGUUGGUGGCCGAUCGACGAAAGAAUGUGCAGGUUGAGGAUCAAGGGCCGAUUCUUCAACUUUAGCAUAAUAAACGUGCACAGCCCACACUCCGGAAGCACUGAUGAUGACAAGGAUGCAUUUUACGCGCAGCUCGAACGCGAAUACGACCGCUACCCAAUCCACAACGUCAAGAUCAUCAUAGGAGAUUUAAGCGCUCAAGUAGGCCAGGAGGAGGAAUUCAGACCGACGAUUGGUAACUUCAGCGCCCACCAGUAGACGAACGAAAACGACCUACGACCUACGCGCAGAAUCUAAAGGCCGCGUUGCCAGACGAGGGCGAGCUCGAAGAGGCCCCUGUAGAGGACUGCUGGAGUACAGUGAAAGCAGCCAUCAACGACGCAGCCGAGAGCACCAUCGGGUACGUGGAACGGAAUCGACGGAACGAAUGGUUCGACGAAGA
Messenger RNA from Aedes albopictus (Asian tiger mosquito), 1266 nucleotides. Its product is annotated as craniofacial development protein 2-like. The transcript is spliced from 2 exons. Bases 450 to 1082 code for a protein of 210 amino acids. Lineage: Eukaryota; Metazoa; Arthropoda; Insecta; Diptera; Culicidae. Gene Ontology annotation, molecular function: catalytic activity. The record is from RefSeq and is a predicted model, not a curated record.